ACAGAAGUUUGCUGCAAAGUCAUCCUUCCACGAUGAGUCUCUCUGCCAAAGACAAAGAAGCCGUCAAAGCCCUUUGGGCCAAGAUCUCAGGAAAGGCUGAUGACGUUGGUCAUGAUGCUCUUUCUAGGAUGUUGGUGGUCUACCCCCAGACCAAAACCUAUUUCUCUCACUGGAAAGACCUGAGCCCCGGCUCUGCCCCAGUGAGGAAGCACGGAAAGACCGUGAUGAGCGGCGUUGCUGAGGCUGUCAGCAAAAUCGAUGACCUUACCUCUGGACUCCUGAACCUCAGUGAGCUUCAUGCUUUCCAGCUGCGUGUUGACCCCGCCAAUUUCAAGAUUCUGUCCCACAACAUCCUCGUGGUUCUGGCCACUCUUUUCCCCAACGAUUUCACUCCAGAGGCCCAUGUUGCUAUGGACAAGUUCCUCACUGCUGUGUCUCUGGCUCUGUCCGAGAAGUACAGAUAAGCGCAUGUUACUGUCUGUAAGUCGG
Messenger RNA from Labeo rohita (rohu), 489 nucleotides. RefSeq names its product hemoglobin embryonic subunit alpha. The record is from RefSeq and is a predicted model, not a curated record. Gene Ontology annotation, biological process: oxygen transport; hydrogen peroxide catabolic process. Gene Ontology annotation, molecular function: oxygen carrier activity; heme binding; oxygen binding. NCBI's taxonomy places the organism in Eukaryota, Metazoa, Chordata, Actinopteri, Cypriniformes, Cyprinidae. Gene Ontology annotation, cellular component: haptoglobin-hemoglobin complex; blood microparticle; hemoglobin complex. The transcript is spliced from 3 exons. The coding region runs from base 33 to 464 and encodes 143 amino acids.